UUUUGUCUCACACUUCAUUCUUCUCCCUGAAGAAACCGCUGCUGCCCUGUGAUAAUACAUAGCCAAACAACAUUCUUUCAAGAAAAGCGGACACAGGGAACCAUGAAUGCCACUUUCCUUCAACUCACCAACGGAUCCCUCAACUCCACGGACCGCUGCCCCAGAGAUACCCGGAUUACUCAUUUGGUCUUCCCAGCCCUUUACACCACCGUGUUCUUUGCUGGGAUGUUACUGAAUAGCUUGGCUUUAUGGGUUUUCUUUAGGAUUCCCAGCUCGUCCACCUUCAUAGUCUACCUUAAAAAUACCCUAGUGGCGGAUCUGAUAAUGACCCUGACUCUCCCUUUCAAAAUUCUCUCAGACGCAAGCCUCGGACCCUGGCAAAUCCGAGCUUUUGUCUGUCGUUUUUCAGCAGUGAUCUUUUACGAGACCAUGUACAUCGGCAUCAUCUUGCUUGGGCUCAUCGCUUUUGACCGCUUCCUCAAGAUCAUCCGGCCCUUUGGGAAGUUCUGCGUGCAGAAGCCCGCCUUUGCCCAAAUUCUUUCUGUCCUGGUCUGGCUCGCCCUGUUCUUCCUCUCCUUGCCGAAUAUGAUCUUAUCUAACAAGGAAGCCACGCCACAGUCUGUCAAAAAGUGUGCUUCCCUAAAGGGCCCCUGGGGCCUUACGUGGCACAAAGCAGUCAAUUAUGUGUGUCAGUUUAUCUUCUGGACUGUUUUCUCUCUCAUGCUUCUGUUUUAUGUGGUGAUCGCCAAGAAGGUAUAUGAGUCCUUCAGAAAAUCCAAAAGUAAAGAUGCCCAAAGCAACAAAAAUCUCGAAGGCAAAGUCUUCAUUGUCGUGGCCGUGUUCUUUGUCUGCUUUGCCCCUUUCCAUUUUGCAAGGGUCCCCUAUACUCACAGCCAAACUAAUAAUAGCAAGACGGACUGCACUGUGCAGAACCAGCUGUUCCUGGCUAAGGAAGCUACUCUCUUUCUGGCCACAACCAACAUCUGCAUGGAUCCCCUGAUAUACAUAUUCUUAUGUAGGAAAUUCACAGAAAGGCUGCCCUGUGUGAGGAAACUGAAAAAGACAAGCCAAGAACAUCACACCACUCAAACUGAUAACAUAACUUUAAGCUGACAGAAUUUGUGAGUAACCACCCCCCAUUAAGCAUGUGGGCUUAGAAGAAACGUUGUGGCAUGGUUUUGUCUACUUUGGCUGGGGAAAUGGAAUUUAAGGGUUAAAACAAGGUGCUGGGGCAGGGGAAAGGGAAUGAUAUGACUGGAAUGUACGGGCUCGGCUAUUACUUGAUUUUUCAUGCAUGUUGCAUAGAAAGGCUAUAGUUAAUUUUAAUUUCUGAAUGCUAUGUAUGAAGAAAGGGUUGAUUCAAAUGAAGGGAAUUGUCUGUUAAGACUUGGGAGGAAACAAAAAGUUACUUCAUCUGAGAAAGGGUUGAUUUAUAUGAAAAGAUCUAGUUCUCUGAAGAGAAUGUUUGACCACUAAAGGUUACUUCCAACUUAAAAUAAAACAAUAGCUUUACAAUAUUGGGGAGGGGGGAGUUAUUUGUUAAUACCUACACCCCAGAGCGAUCAUCAAGCUCUCUCUAAAACCUUGAAAUUCCCCUGGUGUACUACUUCCCACUGGUGGCAUUUCUGAUGAAUCCUUACCUUAUGGACAAAUGACUUUAUUUGUUAGCUGUGGUCAGUUCUACAUCUCCCUGUGUCUGCCAGAGUCCAAUGGCAUAAUCGCUUCUCUAAAAGUUUCUUACUCUAGUUGUUUAACAGACAGACAUACUGUUUCCAUAACUGAAUGUCUGGCCCAAUUUCUCUGGUUAUUAAGGGUCUCUUCCCCUAGCUCCCCCUCCAGCGACACACACUACCCUGUGAGGCCUUGGACAAAUCACUUAACCACUCUGGGCCUAGGGUGCUUCAUCUAUAAAACAGAGGAGGUGGAGUCAGUGACUUCUGAGGCCCCUCUCGAGACCUAUGAUCAUAUGAUCCAGCUUUUAUAUCCUUUAUCUGUGCACGUGUUGUUUUCCUGCUACUAGACUGUAAUCUCCUUGAGGGCAGAAUAGUUGCUUUAUCAUCUUUUUAUCCCUAACCUCUAUGUGAAUGGAAUGAAAUUUCAGAAUCUUUUAUUAUUUCUGUAAUCCAGAAAAUGGAACAAUUCUAGAUCAUGGAAUGUUAGAUUCAUCAAGGAUUUUAGAGAUCAUUGGGGGCAACCCUGACAUUUUAUAAAUGAGGAAACUGAGGUCCAGUGAAGUUAAGGGACUUUAUCCAACGUUAUAUAGCCAGUAAGGGGGAAGAAGAUUCAGAAUUUGAACUCAGGUCUUCGAAUUCAAAAUACACAGCUCCUUCCACUACUCUAAGGUGACUCUCAGGUGCUUAUCAUCUGUUUGCUUUUAAAGAAACAGAAAAUAGAAACAGAAAACCCAAACGGGCUUGGUUAGAAGAAGACAUAGAGAUUGUGAGGAAGAAGUUUAUUAGGUAUUCUCUUCCCAAACUUCGGAUCUCAAAUGGAUUAUUUAACUGAACCUCCACUUCUUAGGAUCCCGAACUCACUCCAAAGUUCCAUUCAGAUUCUACCUACCAUGGGAAGCCAUUCAGGACCUUUCCCUCCACCCCCACAAUCCAAUUGUUAGCAUUCUUUCCUUCUUCAAAUGACCAUACAUGUUGUUGUUGUUAUU
Molecule: messenger RNA, 2659 nt
Organism: Phascolarctos cinereus (koala)
Lineage: Eukaryota; Metazoa; Chordata; Mammalia; Diprotodontia; Phascolarctidae
Gene: P2RY13
Product: purinergic receptor P2Y13
Biological process (GO): G protein-coupled receptor signaling pathway; negative regulation of adenylate cyclase activity
Cellular component (GO): membrane
Molecular function (GO): G protein-coupled purinergic nucleotide receptor activity
Source: RefSeq, a predicted model, not a curated record